Strongylocentrotus purpuratus (purple sea urchin) is the source of this 5115-nucleotide messenger RNA. Its product is annotated as calnexin-like. Lineage: Eukaryota; Metazoa; Echinodermata; Echinoidea; Camarodonta; Strongylocentrotidae. The record is from RefSeq and is a predicted model, not a curated record. The transcript has 18 exons. Gene Ontology annotation, cellular component: endoplasmic reticulum membrane; endoplasmic reticulum. Bases 142 to 1917 code for a protein of 591 amino acids. Gene Ontology annotation, biological process: protein folding. Gene Ontology annotation, molecular function: calcium ion binding.
CAUAUUGGAAUUAAUGCACACAAAAUUCGACCACUCAGCGUGCACCACGCGAUAAAUUUAUGCAUUUUUAUGCAGGCAAUGUGAGAAUUCUGUGCGGCGUCGAAGUAUUUGCAUGUGACCGGCGUAAAUGGUAAUAUCAAGAUGAAACUGAAAUUCAUACUCCUGACUCUCCUCCUCCUGGGGACCCUCACAUUCAUCCGUUGCCAAGACGAUGAAGAUGAAGAUGAUUUUGAUAGUGAGGACUUGGAUGUUCAAGUAGAGGAGGAGGAAGACGUUGAACCAAUUGAACAGGUGGAGUAUUCACCUCCGGAACCAACAGGUCCACAUAACCUUGCUGAACCGUUUGACAGUGCAGAUGUUCUUGGCACAAGAUGGAUUCCAUCCAAGGCUAAGAAGGACGGCGUCGAUGAAGACAUCUCAAAGUAUGACGGAAAGUGGGCCAUUGAAGAAGCAGAGACUUCCCCUCUUGCCGGAGACUUGGGACUUGUAUUGAAGUCCAAGGCCAAACAUCAUGCCAUAUCUGCCAAGUUGAACAAGCCUUUUGUUUUUGAAAAUGAACCAUUCAUUGUCCAAUAUGAGGUUAAGUUCCAGAACUCCCAUGAUUGUGGUGGUGCAUACGUGAAGCUCCUGACUGAUACGCCAGAUCUGUCUUUGGAUUCUGUAUUUGACAAAACACCAUACACCAUCAUGUUCGGACCUGAUAAAUGUGGUGCAGAUUCUAAGCUUCACUUCAUCUUCAGGCAUAAAAAUCCUAGUACUGGUGAAUUUCAGGAGAAGCAUGCCAAGAAGCCAACUGGUGCAUUCAGCCAUGUCUUUACUGACAAGAAGGCCCAUCUCUUCACUUUAGUGAUCAACACCGACAACACCUUCCAAGUUCUUGUCGAUCAGAAGGUCGUCAACUCUGGCAGUCUGCUUUCAGAUAUGAGUCCCCCUGUAAACCCACCUGCUGAGGUUGAGGAUCCUGAUGACAAGAAGCCAGCUGACUGGGAUGACAAGAAGAAGAUCCCUGAGCCUGGUGCAGAGAAGCCCGAGGAUUGGGAUGAAGAUGAACCCAAGGAGAUCGUUGAUGAGUCUGCGGUACAGCCCGAUGGAUGGCUCGAGGAUGAACCCGAGCUCAUGGACGACCCCGAUGCAGAGAAACCCGACGACUGGGAUGAUGAGAUGGAUGGAGAAUGGGAACCACCAAAGAUCAACAACGCGCUAUGUGAAGACGUCGGAUGUGGCGAAUGGAAGGCUCCCAUGGUGCCCAACCCAGAAUACAAGGGCAAGUGGAAGGCACCUUACAUUGAUAACCCUAACUACCAAGGGGAAUGGAAGCCCAGAGUGAUCCCUAAUCCAGACUUCUUUGAGGACCUAGAACCAUUCAAAAUGUCUCCUAUCGGAGCUGCUGCCCUUGAGCUAUGGUCAAUGAGUGAUAAGAUCUUGUUUGAUAACUUCAUCAUCACGACCGAUCGAGAGGUAGCUGACCAGUAUGCUGCUGAUAGCUUUGGUCUCAAGCGCAAGGAAGGAGUCGUUGCAUCAGCUGAGUCCUUCGUAUCAGGUCUAAUCGAUGCUGCCACUGAGAGACCAUGGCUGUGGGCUGUGUUUGCUCUCGUUGUUGUCAUCCCUCUCUUCUUCUGUAUAAGAUUCUGCUUAAAAUCGAAUCCAGAGGAGUAUGAAGUUAAGAAGAGGGAUGGAGCAACUCCAGACGAUGAGAGGGAAGGAGAAGAUGAGGAUGAAGAAGGAGAGAAGGCUGAAGAGGAGGAUGUAUCAGCGGAAGGAGAUGCCGUAGUGAGACAACGAAAGAAGACCACCAAGGCAGACCUAGAAGGUCCCACAGAACAGGCUGAGGAGGAGGCGGCACCAGAAGAAGCACCAGCACCAAAAGAAAAAGCCACCACACCCAAGAAGCCUAAGACGCGCUCAAGAAAGGAAUGAUGACGUCCUGUUGCCUAGCAACCCGUCAGUUUGCUGAGGAUAGCAUCUUCUCUUCUAGCAACAGGUGUCUAGUCAGUCAGCCUUCAUGAUGUCAACAUAAACAAAGGCAAUACACAAGUUUGUUUGUAAACUCGGUCGAGUGAGUCACAUAAUAAUAGUAUUCUGGAUUUAUAUAGCGCCUAAUGCAUCUACGAUACCUCUAAGCGCUUUACAGAUAUUACUAUUAACCCAGUCAUCAGAUAGACGCUUGCCUGCACACACUGUCCAAGGUCUAAACUGUCUCAGUGAUGGUUUAGAUGUUUUUCUUUUGCAGGCAAUUCUAAUUAUCUCUUUAGUGCACAAAUAAUCAUUAGAUUUUAAUGAAAAGUUUAUCCAAAUUAGUUACUUAACUAGUCAUUUGGUGCCAUUACUUUGUUUUUAAGCACAACUGCUACAGAGUUGUUGAUUAUUCAGUUGUGUGGUGGCAUUACAAAUUAGGGAAACCCCCAAAAUACAGAACAUCCUGUUGUAAUCACCCUGUCAGUAAACAAACAAAAACAACAACAGAAGAUGAUAUAUGAUUGACAUCAUGAAUGCUGGCUACUGUUGGACUUUCAUUGUAGUGUAGGGCUAGAGAUAGUUAGCCAGUGGAUUGUUUAUAUUCUGUUUUGUAGUAGCAAAUAUUUUCUAUCAACUUUUUGUUAUUUCUUUAAAUUUGAGUUUGAUUCCAGGAAUACUUGAUUGUUUCUAGCGCAUUUCCAUUCACACGCGAUCACGUUUAUUUCGCAAUAUGAGCUUUGUGUUCAUUCUUUCUUUAUUGAUUUUUUCAUUUUUUUGUUUGUUAAAAGGACUGUUGGUCUAUUUAUUAACAAACAAUUCAAUAGUGUAUAGACUCACAACGAAUCGCAGGACACAUGAACCAAUGAUUAGUUUGAUUCUGGACUAUUUGCUCUUUGGUCAUUAAUUGCAACAUUCUUUUGUUUUAAGUAGGUUCUUUGAUCUACAGUAAAUGAGAAAUGUAAAUCUGCUAGAGAACAUUUACAGAGUUAAUGAAUUGAAUAUUGAAAAUGUAAGGGAACUGUAUAGAAAAUAGUUUAGUUUCAUCCCCAUGACAUUUGUCUCGUGUGUAUAAGAGUUUCAAAUUCAUAUGAUAGAUAAUUAACAUUCGUAUUGUAUUUGUACCAAUUUUUGAAAAUGUCAAAAUUCUGUGGUGAUGAAUUUAUUUCAGAGUUAGAUAAUGGAUUGUUGGAUGAUGGAUUGAAUGAGAGAUUUUUAAAAAUAUAUAUGUUGGGGAUACACUGGCUUGUAUUUGAUUCCACUUGAUUUUUUUCUUCUUUCAUUUUUUUUCGUUGAUAUUUCUCCUUUUGUUUGGCGUUUCUUACAACAGAUAUAUACAGAUGAUACUAGCGGUUUUAGACAUAUACUAGAAUAAACAUGUAGUUAAUUACAAAUCUGUUUCAUUAUUAUUAUUAUAACUUUUUUAAAUAUUGUCAAGGAAAUGAAUGUUUGACUUUUAAGGUCUUAUGAUUUCAAGUUCUAUCAUUGUUGUUGUUACAGGAAAUACAUGCAUACAUCGAAAAGAUGCCGAUACUGCCCUAUUAUGUCAAGUGUUUUGGUUGUGUGUCUUUAAAAGAUGAAGAGAAAACAAGAUCUGCUCGACAUUCAUGUUUUGUAUGUCAAGAAGAAUUGCUUGUAACCAAGGAAUAACCUCCUCGUUGUAACUAGACUAUAGAUAUUCAACUCAUGUAGCUUAGGUUGUUAGAUCAUUGGAACCACCCAAGCGAGGAGUUGUUGUUUUUAGGUAGAAUGUUUUACUCUUUUGAAAUGGAUAAAAUGGUGCAUGAAGUUGAUACAUGAAAUGGAUACAUGGAUAUGAGAUACAUGAAUGUACUCGACAGUUGUGCUAAGGUGCUUACUUGCGGUUGCGGAUGUUGCAGUUAGUAGGAUAGAUGGAUAUAUUCUUUAAUAUCAUGUCUAAGAAUAUAUUCAUAUUGGCAAGAUUAUCCCCUUACCUCUAUAUGCCUACAUAAUUGAAGAUGAAUUUGAGAUUUUCGUUUAAAUGCUUCGUUUUGUAAAAUAACAACUGAUGGGGUUAGUUUGAUAAGAUUUAUUUUAAGUGAUAUUGAUGCGGUGAUUGAAGUUCUAGUGUAACAUUGGCUCUCAUCUUGACAAAAUAUGUUAAACAAUGCGUAAUGAUCUCUUUAAGCUGUAACAUUGUUGGUAUUUGUAAUGAUUUACUUUCUUGGACACGUUUCAGUUUCGGGUUGGUCUUAAAUGAGGUAGCAUGUUUGCUUUCGGGUGUCAGUCUCUCAAGCCAAAUUUUUGUGACUCAAAACUGCUAAAAAAAUUGGGUGUAUGUUUGUUAGUUUUUAAGAUGUUGACAGGAGUAGAACUUGGGUAGAUUUCCUUCAAAGUUGUAGAUUCCAUAUCGGGUUGUCCAAUCGUAUGAGUAAUUUAUGGUGUCUUUGCAUUCUUGGUUGGUGAUGGUGAUAAUGUAUUCGUUCACGUGGAGCAUAAAGACUCUUUUUCUCCUUGAUGCUGCAUGUUGAAGAGUGUCGUUUGGAAAAGACAUGGGGAAACAGAAAAUGGUGAUAAAGUGUUUGAGAAUGGUUCAAAGUAUUAUGAUUCGACAAAGCGCACAAUAUAUUUUCAGAGCUAUAGUUGCAUUGGUGUAUUGUGUUUCUUUCUGGACCACUGAGCAUGUUGCUCCAAUACAAAUCAAGAGGUCUGAGAAUCAUCAACCUGAAUUAUACAUGUCUUAACAGUUAUAGGAGUAGGAAAUAAAAUGUUACUGUUGACAAGUAAUUAUAUAAUGGGUGUAAUAUUUGAUAUUUCAUUGGUUCAUUCAUGAGAAUUUCUUGUUCUGACAUAAUAUCAUCUGUUGAGAGCCAGAAGGGCAUUAACUCUGCAUUAGACGUGAAGAGUUAGCACCCUUCUGCCUCUAAUCACACACGAUAUUAUAGUUCGUUUCAUCGUAAAGUGUUAUUUGCAUCUAUGAAAACCUUUUCAAAGCCAAAAUGAAUGUCAAUAUUUAUAUAUAUGUUGGUUGUUGUAUUUCAUCCCAGAAGUGGAAGGGAAAAAUAAUUCCUGUUUACUAUGCACUUGUUGAGCUUAAAAUCAAUAAUUAGAUUCCAUGGUGGGUGAAUAUUGUUUGUUAUCCAUGAAAGAAAAUGUACAUGUGAUUAAAUAUUCAAUUGAGGUUGAAUCUUUUCCCCUUAA